Molecule: messenger RNA, 6315 nt
Organism: Fusarium venenatum
Lineage: Eukaryota; Fungi; Ascomycota; Sordariomycetes; Hypocreales; Nectriaceae
Product: Ion transport protein-domain-containing protein
Biological process (GO): calcium ion import across plasma membrane
Cellular component (GO): membrane; voltage-gated calcium channel complex
Molecular function (GO): high voltage-gated calcium channel activity; calcium ion binding
Source: RefSeq, a predicted model, not a curated record
AUGUCUUCGAACUCUUGGGAUCAAGACGGGCGCCCUGCGCGCCGUCAGUCUAUCCCGCUACAGGAUUUAGAUGGAUCGCAUGUCGAUAAUCACCAAACCCAAGCCGGGCUUUUCUACCAACAGCCGGCCUCAUCUUCCCUCUCCGAUACUCCUCAAAUGUCAGCUAACGCCCCUGGUAUCUCGACAUAUUGGGAUCAACCCUAUGAUCACUUCAACGAUGAUGUUAGCCCAGGAUCGCCUAUAGAUCCCAUGGCCUUACAAUCAGCUUUGCCGCCUGGUAUGGAUUAUCAUGAACGAAGUCCACCACUGCCCUCUACGCCCGUCCGUACCUACGACCCUCCUGCUCCAUAUGUCGAAGAUGCGCCGAGUACCGAUUACGCCGAAUCCGAUCGAGUGCCCUUGACAGCUGGCGUUGAGCCCAUCUCCGGUUCCUUGUCCGCCAAUAACCUGGACAGCCGGAAUCGAGAUAGUUUUCAGACCGUAUCGAGCGUAGAGAAUAGCCCAUCUCGCGGCCGCAGCACAAGAAGUUUGGGCGAAGAUUUGAGAGCCAGCUAUGGCUCUACUCGAAAUCGUAACUUUGGUGCUUCUCUCAACCCGAAUGAGUACGGAAGACCCAGGUCACCUUCCGCAUCAGGUGCCCUGUCGCGCGCUGGAUCGAUUGUUCGGGCAAUGUCACAACGUGUCGUCAAUAUCAGUGGAGAGACCGAGGUUAUCGAUAAUCGGGCGUCCAGGCAUCGCUCACGUUCGCCUGUCGGGCGUAGUCAAGACAGGAACCGGGAUACUGUUAAUUCGCUAUUCGCCGAUACUUCAUACCAACCACAACUGGUUCGUUCAUCUAGCGAAAAGUCCACGCAGCCACGCUUUGGCGUGGAAGAAACUGCAGACCCAGAGCUGCCAAGGCCACCUCUUCCGAACCCUCUGAAAGGAAAAUCCUUGGGUAUUUUUUCUCCAAAUAAUCCAUUGCGGCUGCGACUUUGCGAUCUUCUAGUCAACCCAUAUACCGAACCUUUCCUUUUGCUUUUGAUUGUCUUGCAGGCAAUCCUUCUGGCAGUCGAGUCUGCCCCAAGUGUGUUCGAGAAUGGCCGUCCUGAGCGAUGGGGCAAGCAUGCUAUCGACUGGGCCAUGCUCGCACUUUUUAUAAUUUUCACUCUCGAGAUCAUUUCGCGCACCAUAGUUUCCGGGUUUAUACUCAAUGCACCAGAGUACAGCACGAUUGACCGCAAGCGUGGUAUCCGAGCUGCAAUUGCAGACCAAUAUCGUGCCGUUUUCCAGCCCGAACGGAUCAAAUCGGUAAAAAAGGCGUCACAAUACAACCCAGAACCAUCGGCUAUCUCUCGUUCCUUCACGACCUUCAUGCAGGGCCAGCAGGCCUUGCCAAGAACUCUGGAAGAACACCAGAGGUUUCAACUUGCUCGCCGGGCAUUUUUACGACAUUCCUUCAACCGGUUCGACUUCGUCGCCGUCGUUUCGUAUUGGAUCACUUUCUGGUUGAGCGUUUCUGGACUUGAAACUAAACAUGACAUGUACGCCUUUCGAAUGUUGAGUUGCUUGCGAAUUCUGCGGUUGCUGGCAUUGACAAAUGGUACUGCAAUUAUUCUUCGGAGUUUGAAAAAAGCGACUCCGUUACUGGCCCGUGUCGCUUUUCUCAUCACGUUCUUCUGGUUGCUUUUUGCCAUCAUUGGCGUGCAAAGUUUCAAAGCCAGUCUGAGUCGGCAAUGUGUCUGGUUAGAUCCGCUUGAACCUACAAAUCUAGAGGCUUCGUACACGAAUGACGAAGCCUUUUGUGGCGGCUACUUGAACAAUCGGACAGGGGAGACUAUGCCUUGGCUCAAGUUCAACAACUCAGAGUCCUUGACAGACCUUAUGAAUGGGACCAAAGAAGGGAAAGGAUUUCUGUGCCCUCGAGGUUCCAUUUGUCUACAGCAGUCCAACCCACAGAACGGGACUGUCAACUUCGACAAUAUAUUCAACUCCCUGGAAUUAGUAUUUGUUAUCAUGAGCGCCAAUACGUUCACCGAUCUUAUGUAUAUGACAAUGCGCUCUGAUUAUUUCCAAGCCGCACUCUUUUUCGGUGCAGGAACCAUGAUCAUGAUGCUUUGGCUGACGAAUUUACUUAUCGCCGUCAUCACAUCAUCCUUCCAAGUUAUUCGAGAAGAGAGCAAGGCUAGUGCAUUCACAGUCAGCGAAGAACCACCCGUUCAAGCACAUUCUGAUGAAAGACUUCGCCGCACAUCAUCGUUGCAACGUGUCUACCACAAGACCAGGGCAGGUUGGAUUCUUGUUAUUACCUUCAGUUUAAUAUGCCAGGCUUGCCGUAGUGCAACCAUGUCAUCAAGAAGAGCACGGAUCAUUGAUACGGCAGAAAUAAUUGUUACCAUCCUUCUUGAUAUAGAAAUGAUCAUUCGGAUUGUUACUGAUUGGAACUAUUUCCAUAAAAGCUGGCGGAAUAUUUUCGACCUGGGGCUUGCAAUUAUCACCUCUGUCAUAUUAAUACCUCCAAUUCGCCGUACAAGAGCGUACUGGUGGUUGACAGUCUUCCAAAUUCUUCGGGUCUACCGCAUCGUUUUGGCAAUACCCGUAACACGAGAACUCAUUCUACUGGUUCUAGGAAACGCUGCCGGUAUUGGAAACCUGAUGUUCUUCGUUUUCCUCAUGACCUUCUUGGUUGCGAUCUUUGCUGCGCAACUAUUCCGGGGCCAGAUACCUUUGUAUGAAGAUGGUGAUCUCAAUCGCAUAUCGUUCUACACCAUCUACAACUCAUUUCUAGGUAUGUACCAGAUUUUGACGAGCGAGAACUGGACAGAGAUCCUCUAUACUGUCACAUCGUAUACAAGACACAAAAACACUGCUUGGAUCGGAGCUAUCCUAUUGAUUGGGUGGUUUAUUGUGGCCUUUUUCAUUCUCGUCAAUAUGUUCAUUGCUGUCAUUCAAGAGAACUUUGAUGUAUCUGAGGAUGAGAAACGGCUUCAGCAAGUCAAGGCUUUUCUUCAAAGGCGCGAUCUUGGUGCUUCUUCCAGUAACCUGGCCCUGUCUACCAUCUUUGGUUUUUCGAAAUAUCGCAAGAAUAAGGACCCUCUCGAUUAUGGGCCUGCGACGGUCGAGAUGCUCCUCAAAGACGCGGUUGUUCGCGAGUUCUUAGACGAUCAGAUGAACCCAAAACCGGAACAUCAUGCUCCUGUUAGAAGUGCGACCACGCUUUUAGGUGGUGAGAUCAAGCCCGGACGAAUUUCCGCCGUCUGGGGAAAAAUUAAAGACUGGUUCAGCGAUAAGGAACCGAAUCCGUUUUAUUCGAGCUUGAGAUUUGAUGGCGCGAAUGACACCUCCGACCCUCGACAAAUGGCCGAGCAGGCUAUGUCUGCAACGAUGACUCGAAGAAGAACCCAGAGAGAAUACCUUGCCAAGUAUCCCAACUACAACAACUCGUUGUAUAUUUUCACACCUAACAACAGCCUGCGCCGGCUUUGUCAGCGGGUUGUUGGCCCUUCUCGUGGUAUCGAACGAAUCGAUGGUGUGGUACCUGAUACCGUGCUUUGGUAUUGUUUUACGAUCUUCGUAUAUACCGCGAUCGCGGCCAUGGUCAUUCUUGCAUGUAUCACCACUCCUCUUUACCAGAAGGAAUAUCAAGAACAGCAUGAUUUCAGUAUUAGGAACUGGUACAUCUGGACUGAUAUGGCCUUUGCCAUCGUUUUCACACUGGAAGCUGGGAUCAAAAUCAUUGCAGACGGGCUCUUGUGGACCCCGAACGCAUUUUUGCGCAGCUCGUGGGGGUUUAUGGACUCUAUUGUCUUGGUAACCCUCUGGAUCAAUGUUGUCACGCUUCUCAUCAACGAUGGCGCCAUUUCCAGAGCCAUCGGCGCAUUCAAGGCCCUUCGUGCUCUCCGUCUGCUCAAUGUUAGCAAUAGCGCUCGGAACACCUUCCACGAUCUUAUUAUCGUUGGUUGGUGGAAGAUCUUGGGUGCUGCCUUCGUUUCCUUGUCUUUGCUCAUCCCGGCUGCCAUUUACGGCCUCAAUCUAUUCAACGGCCUACUUUUAUCUUGCAACGAUGGUGAUGAUGGAAUCAAGACUAUGGACAACUGCUACGGGGAGUUUGAAAGCACACCGUUCAGUGAUGAUUGGCCAAUGCUUGCCCCUCGUGUUGCUGCAAAUCCUUUCUUCAGCUUUGACGAUUUUGGUUCAUCUUUGUUCAUCCUCUUUCAGAUUGUCAGUCAGGAAGGAUGGACGGAUGUAUCCUUCGCUGUUCAGGCUAUCACAGGCCGGAUGGAGCAACCUUCUGACCUGGCCUCGCAGGGAAAUGCCGUCUUCAUUGUCAUUUUCAAUCUGCUGGCGACCGUCUUCGUGCUCACCCUGUUCAUCUCCGUGUUCAUGCGCAACUACACAGAGCAGACUGGCGUGGCUUAUCUGACGGCUGAGCAGCGCUCAUGGCUCGAAUUGCGGAAGAUCCUGCGCCAGAUUUCGCCUUCUAAAAGCUCUUAUGAUGAUUCCGAAAAGAGUUGGAAGAAGUGGUGCCACAAAAGAGCCAUUGAGAAGAAGGGCAAAUGGUAUCGGACAAUCACAGUCAUUCUAGUACUGCACUUGAUUGUUCUUGUUUCAGAGUUCGCCGACGAGCCGUGGUGGUGGACGAGAUACCGUGACUUUGUUUUCUUCGCCUUCAUUGUGGCCUAUACUAUCAACAUCGCGAUUCGCAUCAUUGGUCUAGGCUGGGUACGAUUUAGACGAAGCUCAUGGGACCUCUACUCUCUUUUCAUUGUCUUUGGCGCUUUUGUUUCGACCUUUGCCCUCUUGAUUUCGGAUACCGACCUGGAAGCAUACGUUCAGCUUCACAAGGUUUUCUUAGUAGCCAUUGUGCUGUUGCUUAUUCCCCGGAACGACGCGCUAGAUCAACUUUUCAAGACUGCCGCAGCCAGUCUGACGGUAAUUGGCAACUUGCUUGCGACCUGGCUGGUAUUCUUUCUUGUUUUUGCCAUUGCAAUGACCCAGGCUUUCAGCUUGACACGGUUUGGAGAGGAGACAGAUGGAAAUAUUAAUUUCAGAACCGUUCCCAAGGCCUUGAUUCUAUUGUACAGGAUGAGUCUUGGCGAGGGAUGGAACGCGGUCAUGGAAGACUAUGCCGGUAUUGAGCCGCCGCUUUGCGUUAUUGAUGAAGACAAUUUCUUCAACAGUGAUUGUGGCAGCAAAUCUUGGGCAAGAAUUCUGUUCAUUGCUUGGAACAUUGUCAGCAUGUAUAUCUUUGUGAAUCUGUUUGUAUCACUCAUCUACGAAAGCUUCAGCUAUGUCUUUCAACGCUCGAGUGGCAUGGCAGUUGUGGAUAGAGAUGAGAUACGACGGUUCAAAGAAGCUUGGCGCAGCGUGGACCCGGCAGGCACUGGAUACAUCACAAAGGCGGCUUUCCCUCGGCUGCUGGGCGAGCUAUCAGGCGUCUUCCAGAUGCGUAUUUACGAUCCUGAGGACAGUGUUCAUUCCAUCCUGGAGGACAUCAGGGACGAUGUGAAACUGACGCACCAUUCAUCGAUUGCAACAACAAGCGGAUUUAGCGGUAUCGACUUGAACAAAUUAAACGCCAGAUUGAGACUCAUUGACUCGGAAAAGGUCCGGUAUCAGCGUCGGCGAUUCAAUACUUUCUACGAGGAAGUUUUGGUUUCCGCAGACCCGGAUAGGGGCAUUUCUUUCACGAGUGUGCUCAUGAUUCUGGCUCACUAUAAUAUUAUCAGCGACAACAAGAGUUUGAGGCUCGAAGAAUUUCUGAGACGCCGAGCACGUCUCCAACGAGUUGACGACCAAGUCCGACGUGGCGUGGUCUUGGGCUUCUUCGACACAUUGUAUUACACACGACAAUUCAAGAAGCACUUAAUGCGCAAGCAAUCAGCGCGGAUGACUGCCGUGCCACAGUUAAAUAUCCCCGAGAUCAUGGUCGAGAACGAUUUGAGUGAGGAUGAAACCGGCAGAGCAGGAUCAAGAUCUCCUCUUUCACCAACCUCACGCCCAUCGAGUGUCGACGCAGGAGAGCCACGCAAUUGGUUGGCGUCUGUGGAUCUGUCGUUACACGAUACAUCAUGGAGUCACCCUCUGAGCUUCCCCAGAGCUGCACCUCCAUCACCAACGGUGCCUUCUCAACCUUCGGCCUUCAGUUUCGAGAUUGAAGAGGACGAACCUCAGCAGCCUACAACGCAAGCGAGAACCUCGGCUCCCACGGGACGUGAAAGUAAUCAUUUGGAUCCAACCAGCCCUAUGCAAGUCCGGGGAAUGCUUGAUGAUUCGGUUUGGGGUGAAAGUAUCCGCCGAAGUGCCACAGUUAGGCAGACACAGAAUCGGUCAUAG